Molecule: messenger RNA, 2809 nt
Organism: Polypterus senegalus (gray bichir)
Lineage: Eukaryota; Metazoa; Chordata; Cladistia; Polypteriformes; Polypteridae
Gene: mettl25b
Product: ribosomal RNA adenine dimethylase domain containing 1
Exons: 9
Coding region: 638-2464 (608 amino acids)
Biological process (GO): rRNA modification
Molecular function (GO): rRNA (adenine-N6,N6-)-dimethyltransferase activity
Source: RefSeq, a predicted model, not a curated record
GCUUUAUGGAGACACAAUCAAGCAUUUGAGGAUAGUCAAAGUAGAAGACUGCCAAUGCAAUCCAUAUGCCUGUGUGCUGGGAAUGGGCAUGUUUGGGUCAGCGUUGCUGGACCGCAACACCGAUCUCAGAUAUCUGACCCUAGUUUCUAUUAGAGGAGGGUCUGUUGAUUUCACCCCAUCCAGGUUUUAUGCUAUCUGGCCACAGUUCCUAUUAAAGCAGGUCUGUUGAUUGCACCCCACCCAGAUAUUAUGUAGAGUGCUUUUCUUAGCUCUUAUGUAUAAGGGCUAAAGAGGCUUUUUUCCCUCUUUUUAUUGUUACUCAAAAAACAUACAUUGAAGUCCAUCAGCAACCAGACAUAUUCAUGUAACAAAUGAAAUGCAUAUGCUUGAUGAUGAAGAGAAAGAAAUAAACAAAAACACAAAUAAUCACCAGUUCCAUAGGUGUCCUGGAGCUUGAGUGUACCCCCAACAUUUAAAAAUAUAAACAUGACACACUGCCUACUUAUAUUCAUUAUAUUCUAUUAUUACAUGACUUUUAAAACCAUUAUGUUGCUUUCCAGUUGGAAAAAUCUUUCAACUCGCCUCACAGGAAGGACAGCACCGGUCUGCUAGUGUUUCUCAUUUGCAGGAUCCUGAAAUGGCUGAAAUGCACUGUGCCAUGAAUUACCAAAGCUUCUCAGUGGAUCAACAAAAGAGGUUAGCAGCUAGUCUCACCAAGUUUCUGUGUAUGUAUCGGCACCUCACAGAUUCCUAUAUAAUAGAGUUUUUCAGUGAGAGACUAUGGGAAAAGCUUCCACUAAGUUGGCAGGAAGCACUCGGUGACCUCUCCUCAUCUCAGCUAGCUGAUUUCUUGGAUGGACUGUCUAGAGGUGGAGGAAGGUCAGUUUGGCCACUGUCUCUUUUGGCUUUCCGAGCAACAGCACAAGCUCUGUCAUUUCCCAGAAUUCCACAUAUGGAAACAAACUUGAACAUUCCCAUGGACAAAUCAGGAAAAGCAAAGCCAGCAGAAUUUCUAAAGAAUUGCAGCCAAAGCUCAAUGCUGAGUCACAUCUUCAGGAAACAUGUUAAGCCUAAGAAACAGCAUGAGAUUCGCCAUCUGGGAAGAGUAGCCAAAAGACUAUGCGACUAUUCAGGCUGCUGGAAUGUGGUGGAUAUAGGAUCUGGACAGGGACAUUUGUCACGUUACCUCUCUUUUGGGCUUGGGCUGUCUGUCACCGGCGUCGAGGCGGACCGUGUCCUCGUCUCCAUGGCUACCAAGUUUGAUGAACAGCUCCUCUACACAUUGAAGAAAGAGAACUUAAGGAAUGUGAAGGAAGGGAGAGCUGCUUCAUCUUUCCAGUUCCAACUUCCACAGUCCCUGCCAAGGCAUGUUACAGGCUGGCUGAACCCCAGAGGAUCAUGGGAGGACUUAUUGAUGUUUCUGCAGCCCCAGAUACACACUGAUCAACACAAAAGUUCUAGUCCCCUCAAAGCAGUCCAGGAUGCCUCACAGUCUUAUGGCCAGCCUCACAUCUGCCGUUUUUGUGAUGUGGCAAAAGCUGAGAGGGACUUGAAUACAAGUGGUGAUGCCCAAGGCCACAGUAACAACCACUACAGCUGCAUGAAGGAGAAAACCAAUUCUUGGCAGGUCGAUUCAUCAGAGAGCACUACACUUACAGAUUAUUCACAACUUCCCUUUUGUUGUGACACAAACCAAAAACUUCUUUGUGCUGAAAACAAGUGUAAUGAAGACUUUAUUCUUACAGGGCUUCAUGCUUGUGGAGACCUCAGUGCCACUCUCAUUCGUCAUUUUGUUCAUUGUCCCCGAGCUGUGGGUAUUACCUCUGUGGCCUGCUGCUAUAUGAAACUAACCACCCAUGAAAACUUAACCCCACCUGGCAUUUAUGCUCCUUCUAACGUUAGAGAAGAGAAACUGGAAGAUGCAGUGAUGGACAUCAUGGUUGGUUAUCCCAUGAGCUGCUGGGUUAAGAAUCUUCCAGGCCAUGAGCUUUCCUACAAAGCAAGAGAGGCAGCAUGUCAUGCUAAAGAAGAUUAUAUACAAAGACUACGACAAGAUAGUACAAUUCUAAAGGUACACUGCUAUCGAGCAGUCCUGGAGACGUUUAUUAGAAAGGUGGACCCCAGCCUAAAACGGGCAGGCAUCCAGACUGUCAAGAAAGGCCAUGAGCUUCCAUUCACAGACUAUGCUCGUGUUGGUUUGAAGCGACUUGGACUUCCGGCUGAUCUGCCUCUGGACUUAUUAGCUGUAGAGGACAUGCUGGCACAGCAAGGGAAAGUUGUGGCUUACUUCUGCCUGGUUAUGCUCCUAGCGCCAGUAGUUGAGACACUGGUGUUGUUGGACAGAAUUCUUUAUCUUCAGCAGGAAGGAAUUGAAUGCAGUCUGCUGCCGCUCUUUGAUCCUCAUUUUUCACCGAGAAAUCUAGUUCUGGUGGCUUGCAAAACAAAGAAUAUCCCAGAAAGUUGAAAGAGGAAGAAAAAUAUGGGCAUAAUAAGGAACAGAAGCACCGUUAUGGACUGAAAUGUCACAGAUGGCCAAGUAUCUGGAAAUGCAAUUUGCCCUUCUCCUAUCUUGAUGUUCUCUAGAUGGGAAAUUGUGGAUUUUACAUUGGUCCUGUGUCAUUAGUCAGAAAUGGAGGCAACAACUGACAACCACAGCACAGCUUUCAAAUUGAACACAUUAGACAUAAAAUAAUAGGUCUGUAUUGUCUGGAGUAGAUUCGAAAACCAAAUAAUCUCAAUCUGCCUCAUUUGAAUGACUUUAAUGAUCAAAAUGUUUGAUUUUGCCAAAGUUCCAAACGCAUCUGGAAUG